This is a messenger RNA of Seriola dumerili (greater amberjack), 2023 nucleotides long. Its product is annotated as cytochrome P450 2K1-like. The transcript has 9 exons. Gene Ontology annotation, cellular component: cytoplasm; intracellular membrane-bounded organelle. Lineage: Eukaryota; Metazoa; Chordata; Actinopteri; Carangiformes; Carangidae. Bases 84 to 1601 code for a protein of 505 amino acids. Gene Ontology annotation, biological process: xenobiotic metabolic process. The record is from RefSeq and is a predicted model, not a curated record. Gene Ontology annotation, molecular function: iron ion binding; heme binding; oxidoreductase activity, acting on paired donors, with incorporation or reduction of molecular oxygen, reduced flavin or flavoprotein as one donor, and incorporation of one atom of oxygen.
UUUACAAAAACAUUAACAGAGGCUCGAGAAGCAAAUCCAUAUUGUGAGGAACACUGACAGCUUAAGGAUACUUUUCUUAAAUCAUGGAGAUGUUAGAUCUAUUUCUCCAGACCUUCAGUUCUGUCUCCCUGUUGGGAACUAUAAUGAUCCUGCUGCUCGUCUACCUUGUUUUGACCUUCAGCUUCAGCUCCCAGGAGGACAAGAAGGAGCCUCCAGGCCCCAGGCCACUUCCCCUGCUUGGUAACCUGCUGCAGAUGGAUCUCAAGAGACCCUAUAAGACGUUACUGAGGUUUUCCAAGAAAUAUGGAUCCGUGUUCACCAUCUAUAUGGGAGCCAAGAAAGUGGUGGUCCUCGCGGGAUUUAAGACAGUGAAGGAAGCACUUGUCAACUAUGCUGAAGAGUUUGGAGACAGAGAUCCGAUGCUAAUUAUGCAUGAAGUUAGUCAAGGACACGGGGUUUUAUGGUCCAAUGGAGAAUCAUGGAAAGAAAUGAGGCGCUUUGCUUUGACGAACCUGAGAGAUUAUGGGAUGGGUAAAAAGGCAUGUGAGGACAAAAUCUCAGAGGAAACUCACAAGCUCACAGAAGUGUUUAAGAAAUUCAAAGGAGAAGCCUUUGAUACGACCCAACCAGUGAACUAUGCAGUCUCUAAUAUUAUCUGCUCCAUGGUCUAUGGCAGCAGAUUUGAGUAUGACGAUCCAGAGUUUACAUCCAUGGUAGAUCGAGCAAACGGAACUAUUCAACUUGUGGGCUCUCCAUCAAUACAGGUGUACAACCUGUUCCCAUGGAUUGGUAGAUGGAUCGCUAACAGGAAGCUUUUUCACAAAUUGUAUGAUGCCAAUAAGAAAAUGAACUUGGAGCUGAUCAAACGUCUGAAAGAGACCCUCAAUCCAGAGAUGUGCAGAGGUUUUGUGGAUGCCUUUCUGGUCCGCAAGCAACAUCUGGAGAAAUCUGAGAUUACCAACAGUCACUUCCACAAUGAAAACCUUUUGAUGACAGUUAUUCAACUGUUUGGUGCCGGCACUGAAACAACCUCAACUACCAUCAGAUGGGGGCUCCUGUUUAUGGCUAAAUAUCCAAAAAUCCAAGACCAGGUCCAGGAGGAGCUGAGCAGGGUGAUAGGAAGUCGUCAGGUGCAGGUUGAAGACAGGAAGAACCUGCCCUUCACUGACGCUGUCAUCCAUGAGACACAGAGACUGGCCAACAUUACCCCCUUUUCACUGCCUCACAAAACGAGCCAAGACGUCACCUUCCAGGGUUACUUCAUCAAGAAGGGGACCACAGUGUUUCCUCUUUUGACAUCUGUCCUGUAUGAUGAGAGUGAGUGGGAGAAACCAUACUCCUUCUAUCCUGCUCACUUCCUGGACAAAGACAGAAAGUUUGUCAAGCGAGAUGCAUUCCUACCUUUUUCUGCAGGUCGCAGGAUUUGUCUCGGAGAGAGUCUGGCCAGGAUGGAGCUCUUCAUCUUCUUCACCACCCUCCUGCAGCACUUUCGUUUCACUCCUCCACCCGGAGUUUCAGAGGAUGAACUGGAUCUGACCCCACGUGUCGGCUUCGCCCUCAACCCCUCACCUCAUAAACUUUGUGCUGUCCCCUGUAUGUGAGGAGGAGGAGGACCUAGUAAUGAAAAGCCACAUGUAGCUUAACAGUAGUGAACAUAUAUAAUCUAACAACACUAAUGUAAAUAUAUAACAUAAAAUGUAUGUUACCUGCUUAUUUAAACCGUCCAAGCAAUAAUAAUAUUUUUCCUGAAUUUUUGGAUCUUUGGAUAUUCCGACAGACAGUGAAAUAGAGUACCUUUCUCUUCCAAAUAUUAAGUACAAACAUCAGACAUAUGAUUAAAGUUUUUUCUGUUUUGUGUGUUAUCCAUAUCCAUAUAUCCAUUUUCCAGGCAUUUCAUUUGUCUAGUGUUGAUUCAGUACUCUAUGCUACCAAUAUUUUAGAACAUUUACAUACGUGGCCCUUCCAGAUUCAUAGUUCACUUAUUAUAUGUAUCAUGACCCCACAAAGGGCUAUCUUGUAAUUU